AUGUGGUCGUUCAACCUGCGUUGGUACUUCUCUUGCUGGACAACCGAGCUCUUUGACCUUGACGAGCUCUACAGCACUUGUGGUGACACCUCCUUCAACCUGAAGAAUGGCUUCUUCCACGACCACGGAAAAGAAGGAAUUGCAUGGAAGCUGUGCGAAGACUUCAACCUGGACAAGGCGGAAGACCCCGAAGCCCUUCAAGAGAUCUUGAAGAUCUUGGACGGCUCCUUCCAGUAUGACGCCAAUGUCGAGAUGCCUGCCGACUUCUCGUCAUACUUUGAGCAUUUGGCUCGCAAGCCAGGUCAGACUUUGUUGAACUAUGUGACGGACCACGACGACCGGCUGAAGCAAAUCGAGAAGCAUGGUGUUCGACUACCCACUCAAAUCCAAGGGUGGUUCCUCCUGACAAAGGCCGCCCUGACACGUGAGCAAAAGCAGAUGAUCGUGACACAGGCCGCCUCACUUGAAAGAGCCAAGAUCCAGCAAGCGAUGUUUGCCAUCCUCGGCCAAGACUACAAAGGUGGCGGUCAGCUCCUCAGAGACCGCUGGAACCGUGCUGGAUCCGGCAAAGGUCGCUCUUACUUUGCUGGCGAUGAUUCUGAAGCCUUCUUCGAAUGCGACGACAAUGCCCCGACCUACGAUGAGGAAGAUGAUGCCUACUACAUGGACGAUGAAGAGAACUAUGAUGACCUGUGGUGGAAGUCCUUUGACGCCGAUGAGUACCUUCUUGACCUCACGUCCUCGUUUGAGUCCGAGCAGCUGACGUGGGAACCCUCCUUUGACCUUCAGCUCGAUGAGAAGCUGGGCGACCCCGGCUCCUUGGAAGACUUCUUGAUGGAAGAGCACCUCUACCAAGUUGAAGAACAGAUGCCACCAGAGGACAUGUCUCCCAUGACCACCAAGCACUGGAAGACCUUGGUCAUGCACACCCAAGCACAGCUGAAGUCUAUGAACACCUUGGUUGAUCAGGCAAUCAAACAAGAACAUCAAGCUCCUCCUCGUGUCCUAUGGGAAGUCUACACCGGAAGAGCUCGACUGUCGCAGAUGGCUGCAGCAAUUGGCAUGACCGUCAAAACGUUCAGCUUUGAGACAUUCUGCAUGGAGAUCAACGAUCUUGCCCAGGUUGCAGAGAUGUUCUGCAUACCGCAACUGGGAGACAGGACUACACUCCCUCAGAGCCAGCAGAACCUUCUGAUGAAGUUGACACUCCGGGAAAUCCGUCUUUUCCAGCCGCUGCUCCUGUCGCCUCCACGGCUCCUGAACUUCCAGAACAUCCAGCAAUACCAGAACACCUUUUACCGGCUGAAACUUUGUCUUUCGGUCCAAGACGACCACGGCAUCAUGAGCAACCAAGCCCAUAUGCAAAGCCUCCUCACGAAACUGGUGAAAUGGUGGUUGAAGUCCACGGCCAAUCUUCCUCAUGGCUGGACCUUCAACAAGAACAACAAUUCCCUGGAGCUCAAACAAAAGUUGGCUGACUUCUGGGAAGUCAAGGGAUGCCUCAUUCGCCAUCAUGUACGACCACGGUCAAAGAAGUUUCUUCCAGGCGAUCAGGCUGACCUUCCAGUGCCCUUGGAGAAACUUGAUGAUGUCAGAGUCACCAUCUUUCGUGAGCCAGGACAAGAACCUUCGGCGAUCACCGACCACUUCAAGACUGAGAAUGUGUUCAAGAGACACUCCAAAGAAGCCGCCAAAGGUCUACCCUCAAAGUGGGUUGGCUGCACGAUCUUCCAGAUCAAUGCCGUGACUCGCAAGGAAUGUGGAAUGACUGCAACCUUGUCUUCAAGCUCUCCCACUUCCGUGAAGCCCAUCCGAAAGGCCGCUCAGCACAUGAAGAACCACUGUUCCACCUACAUCGCAGCUGAACGACGCCUGAAGGAAGUCUUUGAGUUUAGAAGUUGGCAAGAAGACCAUGAAUCCAUGGAGUACUGCGGCGUGAUCCAUAACCGCAAGGACUUCACCUGGAACUUGUCACAAAGCCACUUCUUGCACAAGGAAGAAUCGAACUAUGAGGAUGAGAAUGUCCUGCAGGAUGAAGCCGCCGACACUGGACCUACAUCAUGGCCAAGUUCCAAGCCUUUGAGAACCUCCAUGGCAAUGAUAAUCUACUUCACACAGAUCAAUGCUGUUACGGCAGGGCCCACAGGUGACUUCACGCAGUUGAAGCCAGAUGGUCUUUGUCUGGCUGGCGAUGAGCCUACUGAGGAAUGGUCUAUCUUGACCUACUUGUUCCUCUUCAUCCUCGCCACCACUGACCUACAAGCUAGGCAGAAGGUCAAAUUGAGGGCGGCGCAAGCUCGCAAUGAGCGACACUUUAACAAUGCGUUAGAUGACCAUGCCUAUUCUUCGACCGCCGCAUCUCCCAGCUGGAAAACGAUUUGGUGA
Molecule: messenger RNA, 2385 nt
Organism: Durusdinium trenchii
Lineage: Eukaryota; Dinophyceae; Suessiales; Symbiodiniaceae
Source: the annotation of a GenBank genome assembly